AUGAUUACGACUUCGAGAAAACACAGAGAUGUAUACAUUGAUAACUUAAAACCAAAGACAGAAGAGCAAUCAACUUUGAUAGGUUUUGUUAAACAGACUGGAAAUCAGAAAUAUCAUAUAAAUGAUCCUAAGCAAAAAGAGGCUACAGAUGCAUUAAUUCAGUUUAUUGCCGGUGAUUUACUUCAGUUUGCUACAGUUGAAAGCCAAAGCUUUAGGAACUUUGUUGAAAAACUUGACCCAAAAUUUAACCUUCCAAGCAGAAAACAUCUCUCGUCUAAACUUAUUCAUACUAAAGACAAGGAAGUACGUCAAUUAUUGCACGACAAUCUUAAAAAAGCUGGUCACAUCUGUCUCACUGUUGACCUAUGGUCUAACAGGUCAAUGAAAGGAUUUCUUGGCAUAACAGCUCAUUAUGUAUUAAACUGGGAAAUGAAAUCUGCAAUGAUUGCUUGUAAACGGUUCAAAGGUAGACACACUGCUGAGAAUAUCUUACAUGAGUAUGAAGAGUGUAUAACAUCUUUUGAUAUUAAUGAUAAGAUUUUCUGCGAGAUCAGUGACAAUGCUUCGAACAUGGUUAAGGCCUUUAAUUUCUCAGUACCUGGAUAUACUGAACCUGAUGAUCAAAAUUCUCUCAAUGAGGAUAAUUUAGAUGGUGAUUUUGAACAGGGAACAAUAGAGAUAGAAAAUCCUUUUCCUCAGCAUAAACGGUGUUAUGCACACAGUUUGCAGUUGGUUAUAAAGGAUGCUUUUGAGGAGUGUGGUCAAGGCAUUCAAAAGAUGCAAUUCUUCUUGUACAGAGAGAAAAAAAUGUCAGUGGCAGUAUGGUGA
Molecule: messenger RNA, 828 nt
Organism: Mytilus californianus (California mussel)
Lineage: Eukaryota; Metazoa; Mollusca; Bivalvia; Mytilida; Mytilidae
Product: E3 SUMO-protein ligase ZBED1-like
Exons: 3
Coding region: 1-828 (275 amino acids)
Source: RefSeq, a predicted model, not a curated record